Molecule: messenger RNA, 1485 nt
Organism: Oncorhynchus mykiss (rainbow trout)
Lineage: Eukaryota; Metazoa; Chordata; Actinopteri; Salmoniformes; Salmonidae
Biological process (GO): regulation of transcription by RNA polymerase II
Molecular function (GO): RNA polymerase II cis-regulatory region sequence-specific DNA binding; DNA-binding transcription factor activity, RNA polymerase II-specific
Source: RefSeq, a predicted model, not a curated record
CUGGUUUUAACAUUAUAUUCCCGCUGUGUUGUAUAAAAUGUCUAGGCCUAGUUUUCAUCAUAUUUGAACCUCCACAUUGCUGUGUUCUGUUUGGAGCGGCAGGUAGACUAGUGGUUAGAGCGUUGGGUCAGUAACCGAAUCACGGAGCUGACCAGAUAAACAUAUGUCGUUCUGUUCCUGAACAAGGCAGGUGACCCACUGUUGAUGGAGUCCCCAGGUCAACCGCCUCUCCGUACUUUACUGCUGGUUCUGGUCGACUGCAGGAAAACACCGGGGCAGAGUGGAACUGAGAGAGGAGAAGAGGAACAUGGAGAUGUGAUUUCAUUAAGGGACAUCCCUAAUCGUUGCUCUCUUAGAGGGAGGGGCUUAUCAUCUGGGGAGCCUCAACAACAUCAUGAUGCUGACAAGAAAAAGAAUAGUCUCUCCAGAUCAGAACACCUCAAACACCAGCAUAGAGGUACAGGGAAGAAAUCUCACCACUGCUCUGUCUGUGGGAAGAGUUUUGCUAAACAAGACUUGACUAUUCAUGAGCAAAUUCACACCGGAGAGAAACCGUUCCACUGCUCUCAGUGCGGGAAGAGUUUCACUGCAUCUAAAACUUUAAAAUCUCAUCAGAGAAUUCAUACAGGGGAGAGGCCUUACCCCUACUUUGAUUGUGAGAAAUGCUUCAAACAAUCAGGAUCCCAGACUACACAAAAACACACAGGACAGCCUUAUAGCUGUGAUCAGUGUGGGAAGAGUUUUACUCGAGAUUACACCCUGACUGUACACCAGCGCAUACACACGGGAGAGAAACCUUAUAGCUGUGAUCUGUGUGGGAAGAGCUUCAAUCAAUCAGGAGCCCUAACUGCACACCAGCACAUACACACAGGGGAGAAGCCUUAUAGCUGUGAUCAUUGUGGGAAGAGCUUCAAUCAGUCAGGAAACCUGACUAGACACCAGCGCAUACACACAGGAGAGAGGCCUUAUAGCUGUGAUCAGUGUGGGAAGAGUUUCAGUCAAUCAGGACAACUGAUUAUACACCAACGCAUACACACAGGAGAGAAGCCUUAUAGCUGUGAUCAGUGUGGGAAGAGCUUCAAUCAUUCAGGACACCUGACUAUUCACCAGCGCAUACACACAGGAGAGAAACCUUACUCCUGUCUAUGUGGAAAUAGCUUUGCUCAUUCAUGGUCACUGAAAAACCACCAGAAAACACAAACAUGUUUUAUUUUAUCUCCCUCCUACAGCACCGGUUCCAGAUCUCUAAAUGAAGUUUCAAUAGAAAUCAUCUUGUAAAGAGUCAUCUAUUUCCCAUUCUCUAACUAAGUCUUAUUACCAUGGUAACCUGUGUCGCAUAAUAUGCAGCUGCAUAUUAUGCUGUAUCUUAUUUCAUUAACUCCUAUUAUCCUUUAAAUAACAAUAGAAUAAUGUUUCAACAAUACUAAGUGUGUAUUCAUGUAUUCAGGAGAUCAAUAAAUUAAAUCCAUUAUCUGCUCAACCCCA